Messenger RNA from Dentiscutata erythropus, 1920 nucleotides. NCBI's taxonomy places the organism in Eukaryota, Fungi, Glomeromycota, Glomeromycetes, Diversisporales, Gigasporaceae. The record is from the annotation of a GenBank genome assembly.
AUGGCAAACAUUACUGCAAACGAGUUAUUUGAAAAGAUUAUUAAUGAAGGAAGCCAAAUUAUAAACAAACAUGAUUUUAGUUCAUUUAGCAAUCUUAAGAGAAUUAGUAAUGUUAUUAACAAUAAAGCUAUUACCAAUGAAAUUAUUAACAAUCAAACUAUUACCAAUGAAAUUAUUAACAAUGAAACUACAAAUGAAACAACUACAAAUGAAACAACUACAAAUGAAACAACUACAAAUGAAACAACUACAAAUGAAACAACUACAAAUGAAAUAACUACAAAUGAAACAUCUCCAAAUGAAACAUCUCCAAAUGAAACAUCCAUUAGAGCAUUUAUUAAUGAGAAACUUCGACUUUCUUUAACUGAUGACAAAAAUAUUUCUGAUAAAGAAUGGAUUAAGUGUAAAAUCAAUGAAGGACUGAUUACCGAAUAUAAGAUUGAUAAAUUUAUUGAAUUUAAAAUGAUUGGCAAUGGAGCUUUUAGUAUGGUUUAUAAAGCAAUAUUAAAAAGUACAAAUAAUACGUAUGCGCUAAAAAUAAUUCAUAACAAUGAGCAUACUGAUAAAGAAAUUGUGAAUGAAAUAAAACAUAUAAUUUCUGUGGGAUUUCAUGAGAACAUUAUUAAGUUUUAUGGUGUUUCUAAAUACAAAGAUCAAAUGGAUCCAAAUGUUGUUAAAAAUCAUCCAAGUAAUGUACUUGUUCAUCAGCAAUCUUUAAAAUUGGCUGAUUUUGGAUUAUCAAGACGUAUUUCUGAAUCCUCAGAGUCUAGAACCACGAAAGAAAUUUUCGGAGUUAUACCAUAUAUUGAUCCCCAAUGUUUUUUGGUAAAAAGCACACAAAAUGACACAGCAACACUCCCAUUAAGGUUAAGAGACGGACUAAGAGAGGAGCCAAUUGCUAAUACACAUCAUAAAUAUGUUGCUAUUUAUGAGAAGUGUUGGCAGGGCAUGCAAGAUGAUCGACCAUCUAUCCAAGAAGUAGCGAUGGAACUAAAAGAUAUUAUCAUUCAAGACAUUGAUGUUCAAGAUAUUAAUAUUCAAGACAUCUCAAAAAUCGAAAAUUUUGAUAUUUUUGAUAUUAAUAGUUUUGAAAAAUACCUUGAUUCUGUCUUUAACAAAUCAAUAAAUCAAGAAAACGAGCAAGAAGCUCAAGAAACUAAUAAAUUGAAAGAUGACAUGUCCCUUUUUGUUGAUAAAUUAUAUAUGACUUUUGAUAAAUUAUUUAACGAAGGUAGACCUGUCAGUGAUAUAAUUAUCAAUUCCAUAUCUAAAGAUGGUAAAACUAAUGAAGAAGUUUUUAAUUGGUUAUCUACUCAUGACGAUAUUCCAAAGUAUAUUUGUCUACUUGGAUUAUUUUAUAGUUGGGAAAUUGGCACAAAAAAUGAAGAUGUCGAUGUAUUUAAACUAUUUCUUAAGGCAGCAAAUUCAAGGGAUAUUAUUGCUCAAUAUUUUGUUGGACGAUGUUAUGAAACUGGUUGGAACAUCAAAAAGAAUAUGAAGCAGGCAAUUGAAUGGUAUACCAAGGCGAGCAAAGGUGGAUGCGCAAUCGCGGAAUGUAUGCUUGGCGAAUAUUUUUAUAAACUUAAUAAAUAUGAACAAGCAUUUAACUUGCUCAAAAGUGCGGCUAGGAAAGGAAACGCAUUAGCGAAGAAUACAUUAGGAAUAUGUUACCAAAAAGGUUACGGAACGAAUGUUGAUAAGGCUAAAGGAUUUAAGUCAUUUAAAGAAGCAGCUGAGAUGGGUCUACCUGCUUCACAAUAUGAACUUGGCGAUUGUUAUGAGUACGGUAAUGGGACAAAAAUAAAUUUGGAAAAAUCAUUAUAUUGGUAUAAAAAGGCUUCAGAAAAAAAUCUUAAUUACCGGAUUCAUGUAAAUCGUGUCAAAAAUAGAUUAAAUAAACAACAAAAAUACGUUAAAUAG